AAAUAAUCAGGUUAAAGUUAAACCCAGCUAUAAAUUUUCCGAUCUCUGCUUCACUUCCUCUUUCACAUGGUGGAGAAGAACACACAGUGAGAAGAGAAAACCUGUGUGUGUGUGAAUGAGUGAGUGUUGCUUCUUCUUCUGAAUCAACCAUCAUCAUCAUCAUCCUCUCUGAUUUCAAUACCAAAAUGGUGAAUCCCCGAUUUCCACGCUCCAGGAUCCGAACCUUCGGCUUCUCCUUCACACUCUUCGCUUCUGCGAUUUCCAUCGCCCUCUGCAUUUGUUUCGCUUUCACCUUUCUCUUCACCACCUACUCUUACGCCUCGCAUCAGCAACACCAUUCGGUUUCUGAUGGUGGUAUUGCUCAUGGAUUUGAGUCAAUAAGGAGAUCCAUUCUUGCUCUGAAAACAGAUCCCCUCAAGCCUCGCUUGGACCAGAUCCGUAAGCAAGCUGAGGAUCAUCGAUCUUUGGCUCUUGUGUAUGCUUCUUAUGCGCGAAAGCUCAAGCUUGAGAGCUCAAAGCUUGUUAGAAUUUUCGCAGAACUAUCGCGGAGCUUCUUGGAUUUGAUGAACAAACCUCAAUACAGGUCUCUUCUCAGCAAUGAUGGAGCCCCUGUUGAUGAAUCAGUGGUUCGCCAGUUGGAAAAGGAAGUGAAGGAGCGGAUUAAAACCACACGGCAGGUGAUUAGCGAAGCCAAGGAAUCCUUUGAUAACCAGCUCAAGAUUCAGAAGUUGAAGGAUACUAUUUUUGCUGUGAAUGAGCAGUUAACAAAGGCGAAGAAGCAGGGAGCUUUCUCCAGCUUGAUUGCAGCCAAGUCAAUUCCGAAAAGCCUACACUGUCUCUCAAUGAGGUUGAUGGAAGAGCGGAUCGCUCAUGCGGAGAAGUAUUCAGAUGAGGGGAAGCCUACUCCUCCAGAAGUGGAAGACCCUAACUUGUACCACUAUGCCUUAUUCUCGGACAAUGUUGUCGCGGCUUCUGUUGUGGUCAAUUCAGCAACAAAGAAUGCACAGGAACCAUGGAAGCAUGUGUUUCAUGUUGUGACUGAUAAGAUGAACCUGGGAGCAAUGCAAGUAAUGUUUAAGUUGAAGGAUUACAAUGGUGCACACAUUGAGGUUAAGGCAGUUGAGGAUUACAAAUUCCUGAAUUCUUCUUAUGUGCCGGUCCUUCGACAGUUGGAGUCUGCUAACCUGCAGAGAUUUUACUUUGAGAACAAGCUUGAGAAUGCGACGAAGGACACAACAAAUAUGAAGUUCAGGAAUCCUAAAUAUCUGUCAAUAUUGAACCAUUUGCGAUUCUAUUUGCCAGAAAUGUACCCAAAGCUGCAUAAAAUCUUAUUUUUGGAUGACGACAUCGUAGUUCAGAAGGACCUUACUGGUCUAUGGAAGAUUGACAUGGAUGGCAAAGUGAAUGGAGCUGUAGAAACAUGUUUUGGGUCAUUCCAUAGAUAUGCACAGUAUAUGAAUUUCUCACAUCCCUUGAUUAAAGCAAAAUUUAAUCCGAAGGCCUGUGCAUGGGCUUAUGGAAUGAAUUUCUUUGAUUUGGAUGCUUGGAGAAGGGAAAAAUGCACAGAAGAGUAUCAUUACUGGCAGAAUCUGAACGAGAACCGGACAUUGUGGAAACUGGGGACAUUGCCACCAGGUCUAAUCACAUAUUACGCAACAACAAAGCCACUGGAUAAGUCAUGGCAUGUUCUGGGACUUGGCUAUAACCCAAGCAUCAGCAUGGAUGAGAUAAAGAAUGCGGCAGUGGUGCACUUCAAUGGUAACAUGAAACCAUGGCUUGACAUUGCAAUGACUCAGUUCAAACCACUUUGGGCAAAGUAUGUUGACUAUGAGUUGGAGUUCGUUCAGGCCUGUAAUUUUGGUAUCUAAAUGGUUUAAUUAGUUUCUUCACACUUGGUGAUGCUGUGUCAUAUGCCACAGCAGUUAUUUGCUCGUUAUCUUUUACAUAUGUUGCUUCUACGUUUAACAGAGGUCAUAGCUGGUGCAAGAAAAAAAUCUUGCCUCUUUCUAAUUGUAAAAUACUUAGUAUAGUAAUUCUAAGAUGUCUUCUCCUUAUUUAUUCAUAAUGUUUACUCCAUAAUGAUAAGUUACAAAAUGUUGUUGAUCC
Lotus japonicus is the source of this 2106-nucleotide messenger RNA. RefSeq names its product galacturonosyltransferase 8. The record is from RefSeq and is a predicted model, not a curated record. Gene Ontology annotation, molecular function: polygalacturonate 4-alpha-galacturonosyltransferase activity. The transcript has 3 exons. Bases 186 to 1868 code for a protein of 560 amino acids. NCBI's taxonomy places the organism in Eukaryota, Viridiplantae, Streptophyta, Magnoliopsida, Fabales, Fabaceae.